Molecule: messenger RNA, 2164 nt
Organism: Aedes aegypti (yellow fever mosquito)
Lineage: Eukaryota; Metazoa; Arthropoda; Insecta; Diptera; Culicidae
Gene: fzy
Product: cell division cycle protein 20 homolog
Exons: 3
Coding region: 341-1963 (540 amino acids)
Biological process (GO): anaphase-promoting complex-dependent catabolic process; positive regulation of ubiquitin protein ligase activity; positive regulation of anaphase-promoting complex-dependent catabolic process
Cellular component (GO): anaphase-promoting complex
Molecular function (GO): protein binding; ubiquitin ligase activator activity; anaphase-promoting complex binding
Source: RefSeq, a predicted model, not a curated record
CAGUAAUAUCUGGAUUUUAUGUUAAAGUACUGCUAUUUUCCAUCAUGAGUGGCACUUGAGUAGUAAUUGAUUUAAUGAUAAUCGAUAAUAGUUUAAAAAGUUCAAAAAAACGACCAUAUCAUCACUCAAAGUGGUUGUACCCGAGUGCUGUAUCGCCCAAAUCGAAAGUCGCUCUUGGUUUCCGAAAAAGCGUUGGAAACUUUCCAAGCAAACCUCGCGGGAAAAAAAGCGAAGUGCGGAGUGAAGAGAGUACAAAAAGCUGCAAGCGAAAGCCGGUGCAUAAAACCGUUUGUUAAAGGAUUCCUGCCUGUGGCCUGAGAAAUAGCGUGUGUUGUGGAAAAUGUCUCAGUUCAAUUAUCUCAAUGAGCUGAACAAUAUAAUCACAAUGGACGGCGAACUGACAAAAGGACCCGCUCCUCGGUGGCAAAAAAAGAUGGAUCUUUCGGCAGCAUCAUCGAGUUUCAACGCAAGCUCAAUGAACACAUCUCGCCAGAAGCUGUCGGUUUCGUUCAACGGCCAGCAAACGGUUCCGCCCGGGACGCUUAGCGGGAAGACCCCGAGUAAAAAACCCGGAGGUGGAUCUAGCACCAAGAAGGAAGGUAAAUCCCAAACGCCAAGUCAAAAGCAACCUUCCGGCGGGGACAGAUUCAUCCCGAACCGGACGACUACGGAUUUCGACCUGGGUCACUACAUGGUGAAACAGAACGAAGCCAGGAAGGAAACCGAAGGCGACGGAAGCGGCGAAGAUGGGCAGCAGCAGCAGAACGGAACGAAUCCGAGCCCCAAGAAUGCCGAGCGCAUCAAGAUUCUAUCAGAAGCAGUCAAGGGAUGUGAUAUAAGCAACAAACGGAUUUUGUCCUACCAGACAAAAGCACCGGCAGCCCCGGAAGGACACAUGAACCCCCUCAAAGUGGUCUACUCGGUGAAGACGCCCAUGUCCACGAAAAGUGGUUCCCGCUUCAUUCCGAAUGCACCGGAGCGGAUUCUGGACGCGCCGGACAUCAUCAACGAUUAUUACUUGAACCUGAUGGACUGGAGCGGGGACAAUGUGGUGGCCGUGGCUCUCGGAUCGUCGGUGUACCUGUGGAAUGCGGCCAGUGGCAAUAUCGAAGUGCUGUACGAGAAUGAAGGCGGUGAUCAUGCGUGCGCACUGAGCUGGAUUCAGGAAGGACACAUACUGGCCGUCGGAACGUCUACGGGCACAGUGGAGCUGUGGGAUUGCGAACAGAUGAAGCGGCUUCGAAUCAUGGAUGGCCAUUCCGGCCGGGUGGGAGUUCUCGCAUGGAAUUCCUAUGUGGUCUGUUCGGGCAGCAGAGACGGGUCCAUCGUUAAUCACGAUGUGCGCACGAGGGAUCACAAUGUGGCUACCCUGCGCGGUCACAGUCAGGAGGUUUGCGGUCUGAAGUGGUCCUCGGAUGGGAAACAUCUUGCCAGUGGAGGUAACGACAACCUGGUCAAUGUAUGGAGCACGGCCAACGGAGCUCCACAUACCACUACGGAUCCACUGUAUGCCUUCAACCAGCACCAAGCCGCGGUUCGUGCACUGGCUUGGUGCCCUUGGCAGCCCAACACAUUGGCCACUGGCGGCGGUACAGCGGACAGGUGUAUCAAGUUCUGGAACGUCAGUAAUGGCCAGCUUCUCAACUCUGUCGAUACCAAGUCUCAGGUUUGUGGGCUACUGUUCUCCAAGAACUAUAAGGAACUGAUUUCGGCCCACGGCUACGUGAACAAUCAGCUAACGAUAUGGAAGUACCCAUCGAUGAACAAGCAAAUAGACCUGUUGGGUCACACGGGGAGGGUGCUGCAGAUAGCAAUGUCCCCCGACGGAAGCACCGUGAUGAGCGCGGGUGCCGACGAAACGCUACGACUGUGGAACUGCUUCCAGCCGGAUCCUCUGCUCAGCAAAAAGGAAAAGUCCGUCACCAGGGAGAAACCGAGUCUGCUCAAACAGAGCAUUCGGUGAGUUCUGGGAGGUUUUUUUUUAGGAAUCAUUUUUUUAUAAUGUAGCUUGUUCUUGUAGCUUAUAUUACUUUUUUUUAAUUUGUGUAGCACGUUUUGAUAUUUUGCCAUAAUCGUUGCAUCGUGAACAUGACUAGAUUGUUUCUUUUUGAAAUACAUUGAUAGCUUCAAAGACUGCUAAUAAAAUAGAAAAUGUCGACUGCAA